AUGUCACAGAGGGCGGGGGCAUCUGGAAUCCUGGGGGCUCCUGGCCUCAGCGUCAUCUGCCAGCAAGGCCACCCUGGUAGGUCAGUGCCUCCUGGGACCAGCCUUCAGAGACACGAUGAAAACGUGCCCGCCACCAGAAGCCAUUUCCAUCUAGGGCCACCCAGGUCCCAGCUGUUCUGCUUGCCUGCCUCUGAGCCUCCCCUUGAAGCUCAUCUCCCUUCCAUCCUGGCCACAGCCCCUGGGAGGCCCCUCAGAUGCCCAAAGGCCUCCCAUCUGCCAUCCCUGGUGCGACCAAGGCUCAAUUCAAAGCAGGAGGAAGAGGGGGUGGGGGUGGCCAUGGGGCGGCAGCAGCUGGCCCUGGCCCCAGGGGCUGCCCAGGCCUCACUGAUCCUGUGGGCGCUGCUGGUACCCUCACAGGCGCUGGUGCGGGCCGUGCUAGAUGGCAACUUGAGCACGGUGGACUUUGAAGAUUUGCCAGCCAUGUUCGGGACACCCCUGGCCCCCGAGGGUGUGCGGGGCUACCUGAUGGAGGCCAAGCCGGCUAAUGCGUGCCACCCCAUUGAGGGGCCGCAGCCGGUGGCCAAUGGCUCCCUGGGUGCCAUCGUCCUCAUCCGUCGCUACGACUGCACAUUUGACCUGAAGGUGCUACACGCCCAGCAGGCUGGCUUCAAGGCCGCCAUCGUGCACAACGUCCUCUCUGAUGACCUUGUGCGCAUGGCACACGUCUUCGAGGACCUGCAGCGCCAGAUCUCCAUCCCCGCGGUGUUCGUGGGCGAGGCCGCGGCGCAGGACUUGCGACUCAUCGUGUGCUGCGACAAGUCCGCCCACGUCCUCCUGCUGCCCAACUACCCGCCGUGCCCCAACCUGGACUGCCGUCCCGUGCUGGCCAUCUCCUGGGUUCUGGGCUGUGCCCUGGCCCUGCUCACAUCCACUUUCCUGGUCCUGCGACACCUGUGGAACUGCCUGAGGUCCUGGUGGGCCUGCGGGCUCACAGCGGCCAAGACGCCGGCCUGCCGGAAGGCCCAGGUCCGCACCUUCACGCGGCUCAAUGACACGUGCGCCAUUUGCCUGGACGAAUACGAGGAGGGCGAGCAGCUCAAGAUCCUGCCCUGCUCUCACAUUUAUCACUGCAAGUGCAUCGACCCCUGGUUCUCCCAGGCUGCCCAGCGCUCCUGCCCCGUGUGCAAGCGGUCAGUGCCCAGCACAGAAGACAGCUCUGACUCCACCAUCGAGAGCAUCGAUGAGGACCCCUCCCUGCAAGGCUACCAGCCCCCCAUCUGGGCCAUCCAGGCCCGGCUGCGCCCCCGGAGGCUGGAGCUGCUGGCCCGAGCCAGCCCACACCGCCACUGCAGUGCCGCCUCCAUGGGGGUGGCUGAGGCCGUGGGGUCCUCAGAGAGGCCCCCAGACUCACUCUGA
Messenger RNA from Artibeus jamaicensis (Jamaican fruit-eating bat), 1416 nucleotides. RefSeq names its product zinc and ring finger 4 (gene ZNRF4). The record is from RefSeq and is a predicted model, not a curated record. Lineage: Eukaryota; Metazoa; Chordata; Mammalia; Chiroptera; Phyllostomidae. Gene Ontology annotation, cellular component: nucleoplasm; cytoplasm.